Messenger RNA from Pelobates cultripes (western spadefoot toad), 474 nucleotides. The record is from the annotation of a GenBank genome assembly. Lineage: Eukaryota; Metazoa; Chordata; Amphibia; Anura; Pelobatidae.
AUGGCGGACCACACAUACACCUUUGCAUGCAUAUACAGCCCCGAUAUAGCCAGCCUAGAUAAAUUCAGAGAGGGCCUCCUGCCGCUAGCAGGGGACCUAAACAUCCCACUAGACCCACACCUAGACACAUCAUGGGGCACAAGCACUAUGCCGGCGCACUGCAUCGGCACGGCCCUACGAUCCCUGGGCAGGCUGGGGCUGGUGGAUUACUCAGCCGUGCAUGGGCAGUACAGUCGCAUAGACCUUGUAUUUAUGUCACAGGAAUGCCUAACACUACUCCACGACGCAAACAUAGGGAUCAUACACCACUCAGACCAUGUACCAGUCACAGUAUGCACAAACUCCCCCCUGUUCAAACCGAAAGAACGUCAAUGGAAGCUCAAUGACCUAGUGGCCCGCUCCACCACCACCCAGACCCUCACCCAUUACUUCGAUACCAAUAACACACCGGACAUAUCCCCACUGACUUUAUGA